CGUCCAGCAGCUGAUUGGUAAUCCAGAAGAAGUUUCCGCUCAGUUAGGGGGGAGCUCCACUUUGAAGCAGGAGACUCCACAACCACCCUGCAUUAAAAAGGAAGAGGAGGAACUCUGCAUCACUCAGGAGGGAGAGUGUCUUCUAGGACGAGAGGAAGCUGAUUACACCAAGUUUCCACUGAGUAUUCUCUCUGUGAAGACUGAAGAUGAUGAAGAGAAACCACAAGUAGACAACCUCUUAGCUCCACUAUCAGAUAGUGAGGCUGAAGACGAGGUUGAAGAACCUUUGAGCAGCGAUAAAGACUGUGAAGGUGAUAUGAGGACUCACACUGACAACAAACACUCUGAAUGCUCUACAAAGAAGAGAGGUGAAACAUGUUUCAGCUGCUCAGUUUGUGCUGAAAGUUUUACUAAGAAGAGCCGUUUGACUCGACACAUGAGAACACACACAGGAGAAAAAACAUUUAUUUGUUCAGUUUGUGGCAAAAGCUUUUCUCAAAAUUGCAUUUUGACUGAACACAUGAGAACACACACAGGAGAAAAACCAUAUAAGUGUUCAGUGUGUGGCAAAAGCUUUUGUGUUAAGACCAAUUUGACUAAACACAUGAGAACACACACUGGUGAAAAACCAUUUAGUUGUUCAGUUUGUGGCAUAAGCUUUUCUCAAAAUAGCUAUUUGACUGAACACAUGAGAACACACACAGGAGAAAAACCAUAUAAGUGUUCAGUGUGUGGCAAAAGCUUUUGUGUUAAGACCAAUUUGACUAAACACAUGAGAACACACACUUGUGAAAAACCAUUUAGUUGUUCAGUUUGUGGCAUAAGCUUUUCUCAAAAUAGCUAUUUGACUAAACACAUGAGAACACACACUGGACUAAAACCAUUAAAUUGUUCAGUUUGUGGUACAAGCUUUUCUCAUAACGGCUCUUUGUGGCGACACAUGAGAACACACGCUGGAGAAAAAUCAUUUAGUUGUUCAGUGUGCUGUAAAAGGUUCCAACAUAAAGCAGACGCAGUAAAACACAUAAGAACACACAAGGGAAAAUAACCAAUUAGCUGUUUAGUUUGUGGUAUGUUGCUCAUAUGUGGCGACAUCCACCCUACCCAGGACCUCCUCACUGCUUCUUUCACAAAUAUCUGAGGUAUUCAUACAAACUUGGAUUAUUUGAAGCAUAAUAUUAUCUACUCAUGACCCCAUGUCUUCUCUGUAUCUGAAACCUUCCUGAACAGUAAGAUAGAUGAUGCUUCAAGUGCUUGGUUACUCCUUCUUCAGUCCAGGGACCUGGGGCCUCAUGUGUCAAGUUUGUGCACACUCAAAAACCUGCACUACACCCUUUUUCACUGCAAAAUUGAAAUGUAUCAAAACUGACUAACGCAUAAGUGAUGCUGGGUAACUGUUUGCAUAACCAAGUGCCAACUUUUACUCCUCAGACUGAUUGAUGUGCAAAUCAGAGACAUAUGAACAAUUAACCCCCAACACCCACAACCCAACCCCCACCUCCCUCGACAUGGUCCUGGUGGAGAUCUACACUCUUAGUGCUUUUCUUCUUUAUUCAGAGUAAUGAUUUGACUUUCUAAAGGUUAUGAACUACUAAGUGGGUUGAA
This is a messenger RNA of Nerophis lumbriciformis (worm pipefish), 1605 nucleotides long. Lineage: Eukaryota; Metazoa; Chordata; Actinopteri; Syngnathiformes; Syngnathidae. The record is from RefSeq and is a predicted model, not a curated record.